Molecule: messenger RNA, 965 nt
Organism: Scomber scombrus (Atlantic mackerel)
Lineage: Eukaryota; Metazoa; Chordata; Actinopteri; Scombriformes; Scombridae
Exons: 2
Coding region: 414-965 (183 amino acids)
Source: RefSeq, a predicted model, not a curated record
UGCUGUCCUCUCGUCCAUCUGCCUUGAUGAUAAACACACAGCUAGUCCACAUUAGCCUGAUGCGCAUCAAACCCUUCACCGCUUUAUUUUUCUUUAUUUACCUCACAAACUACCAAUUUUAACACUUUUUCACAGGAGAUCAGAGAAAGGACUAGCACAUGGACUAUAUAAUCAGCUGUUUUUUCAUCAGUAUGACAGGUGGACAAUGAUGGUAACAAAUAAGUGAGCUUCAGGCAGCAUUUCCCUAUGAUGACAAGAUUUCUGCUGCUGUGAAGUAAAUUAUUUGGAUGUCUGGUCACUGUCAGAGCGCAUGGGGAGCGCACUCUGUGGGACUGUUUGUAUGUGAGUGACACUAUCCAGCCGGUCACAGCCCUGCACAGUAACCUCAGACAUAGUUCCAGUCCUGGAGGAGGAUGCCUUCCCUCCACCACGGAACAAUCUUCAUCGGAGCCUUCCUCAUUGUGACCGGGGGCUCCACAGCCUUCCUGGCCUCACACCAGAGUCGCCUGCAGGCUUUCUCCCUCUGCUGUGUGGUGCUUGGGGUGCUCAUGCUCAUCCUGGGGCUUUUCUGGGCUAUGAACAGCAAAAAUGCCGUGAACUACAACCACCGGCAGUUCGACCCUGAGUGCCCGCAUUAUCCAUACGAUUACCCCAACUUUGGUAACCAUGCCCCCUUCACACCCCCAGGUAGCCGCUUCCCAGAGUCCCAGUCAGCGUUUCUGCACAGGACAAUGGAGCGCCACAGGCACGGUGCUCGUGGCGAAGAUUUCGACUAUCCUCCAAUGGACCCCGGAGGUUUUAGUCCACCGCCUCACCCUCCUUCCUGGCUGGGACCCCCGCCUCCCUAUGAGGUUGCCAUCAAGACCACAUGCAGCUCUACACACCUGCGGCGUGCAUACUCAGACACACACCUGGCUACAGAGCCCCUGUUUGGACAGUCGAGAGAGAUCAGCUUUGAGGUGUGA